Molecule: messenger RNA, 3294 nt
Organism: Magallana angulata
Lineage: Eukaryota; Metazoa; Mollusca; Bivalvia; Ostreida; Ostreidae
Exons: 2
Coding region: 1623-3278 (551 amino acids)
Molecular function (GO): zinc ion binding; protein binding
Source: RefSeq, a predicted model, not a curated record
UGAUGAAUUAAGAUUUACUACUGUAAACUAUGAUUUACAUACGUCAACUAUAGUUAAAAGAUGUUAAUCAUAGUUUCACAAUCGUGAAAUUAUAUUUAUCUGAUUAACGUUUUUGCAAUAGCAAAUGGUUGUUUAUUGUGUUAAUUAUAGUUUAUAUAGUUUACACGUUUAAAACAUAGAUAGUGGCUUUAAUUACAGAAUACAGAUGUGAAAUAUAGAUUCACUUCGUUAACUAUAGUUUUCUGUCCGUAUACUUGAUGUUCAAACGUAAAACCUAGUUUAUCGACUUUAAUGCUAUGUUUAGCCUAUUGUUAGAAUUUGGCGUUUCAUAUAUUUGCUCGUCUUGUGUUGUUCAGGAGUUGAUCUUUGCACUGCGUUCGCAGGGGGGAUAAUGAACAUAUUAACAGCGCGCAGGAUUACUUUACUUGAAUAUAAAUUGUUUGUUGUAUGCUAUCAAAGAUUUGGGCGUCAUAUCAUAAAAUCUCAUAUAACUUAAUUUAUUUUUUCGAUGUGCUAGUUGCCCCACCCUGGAGCAAUCAAAAUGCAAAGUUGAAAACGGGUUUUUAACGUCAAAUGACAAAGUUACAAACCCCUAAACUACAAAGGCUACUGUGAAAAUUCUAUGGGGGUUUCCCCAAAGAUGGCGAUCAAAUUAAAUAGCUUUUGUAAAAUGUGGAUUAGUCUAUGGAUCACUCAAGUCAAUGUACCCAGAAAUAUCUGUUUUAAAACAGAUUAAACGCCAUGUACAUGUAAUAUUACAGGUUUAAGUACAUAUUCAUUGAAUAGUGCAAUCUGUACACAGACGCCUUGAAUCUUUUUAUAAAGGACAAUCUUUUUUUGAUAGAACGUUUCAUUAAAAUCCUACCACCCUUUCCAGUAAUUUUGUAAUAACUUUUAGCAAUGAGAUACGCAAAUGUUCAUCUCAUUUGUAAAUUGAAAAACAAUAUUUUAAAAAAAUUGGAAAUAUCUAAAAAUUUAUUUAUCUUAAUCAUUUUUUACUAGAAUGUUUAAAUGUAAAUUACCGAUAACCGCUAUCACAAAAAGAAAGUAGGGACAAAUAGUUUUUUCCAGGUAUACAUGAUCUUUUCCUGUCUCUCUCAGGUGUCAGCUGGUCUUUACAAAAUCUUCUGUCAGCUGACUCGGUAGUUCGGGAGACGUAGAUCCGCCAUUUUAUCCAACCAGAUGGAUCCUCGUUUCAGUGUCCAGGACGCAGUACGGUGAAUACAUCACAAAACGAAAAUCAGGACAAUUAGGUUUUUCCAGUUAUGAUAUGUUACUGUCCCAGGUGUAAAAAAUUCUUUACAGAAUUUUAUUACUGGUUUUAUCGAGGUGGAGAGAUAACAUGUUUACUUAAAACAUAAUAUCAGUAGAAGAAAUUUAUUAACAGAAAGAAUUCAAUUUACAUUAUAUAUGUAAUUUCCUCUGUCAGCUGACUUGGUAGUCGGGGUGACCAGGAUCCGCCAUUUUAUUCAACAAGGUAAACACUGCCUUUCAUUUAUUUUUAUUUAGAGUAUAUAUUCAAAAGCUAAGAUAACAGAAAAAACUAUAAAAUAAAUUGCAAGCUAACGUAUUUUGAUGCACAGAUAAAUGCUGUAUUACAUGUACACUCUUUUGUAAAUUAGAUGGAUCCUCGUCUCAGUGCCCAAGACGUGGUACGGUGUGACCUUUGUGAGGAUCACCUUGUACAGAAUUAUUGUGACUUCUGUCAUGUCAAACUAUGCAAGCUAUGUAUAGGAGAACACAUCUCAGAUGAAUAUGACAAACAUAAAAUUGUCCCAUUCCAGCAACGAGAAUCCACCCUGAUUUUUCCAAUUUGUAAAAAACAUUCCAAAGAAACAUGCAAACUGCAAUGCAUGUCGUGUAACAAUUCUAUUUGCGCCAAAUGCUUGAUAUUAAAAGAACACAAAGGUCAUAAUGUAGUAGACUUAGAAGACAGCUACAAUUCGAAGAAAGAAAACAUUAAAAAAGAUACAGCAGAAAUAGAAAAUGUUAUUUCUCCAACAUAUGAAGAAAUAAGGAAAGCUUUGGAGAGCCAGAUUGCCAGCCUAGAUGGAGAGUAUGAAAAAAUUACCACAAUAGUGUCCAAACAAGGAGAGGAAUGGCAUAAAGAAAUUGAUAGAGCUAUCGGACAAAUGAGGAACGAAAUAAACGAGAUCAAAGUAAGCCAUCGGGACAUCUUGAUGAAGCAUUUAAAAGAGAUAAAACAGAUAGAGUUCAUGAUAAAAGAAAACUUAUCAACUUUGAAGGACCUACAGAGGGAAUCCAAUGUUGUGUCUACAUUCAUAGAAUACAGUUCAAGAAACAACGAAUUUGGUAAACUUCCUCCAAAAAUUCAUGUGACAGUGCCUACAUUUUGUCCGAAGCCAGUUUAUAGAAUAGAAGCUGAAAAAUUGAUUGGAACCAUCAAACCUCUAACCUCUACCACAGAUGAAAAUGGCUACACGUUGAAGAAACAAAAGGGGUCAUCCAGAGAAGUUUUGGAUACACCAGUGGUCAUCAACACGUUUAACACUGGGUAUGCCAAUCUCAGAAGUGUUUUCUUUUACAGCGAACAAGAAAUAUGGACGCAUGCUGAAGUUAGCGAAAUAAAAUGCUUUAACAUUAAUGGAAACGUUAUCAAUGCAAUUAAAACAAAGUCUGGAAAAGAUCCCAGUGAUACAGCAGUAACAAGUGAUGGUUGUUUACUGUUUAUUGAUUGUGAAUUGCGCACUGUAAAUAAGGUAGUGAAUGGUCAGAUAGAAGAAAUAAUCACUCUACAGGGAUGGAUACCCUGUAAUCUUUGUGUGACGUCCUCCGGUGAUCUUCUGCUAGUAAUGUGUGAUGAUGACAAAACUUAUUGCAAAGUUGUUCGAUACUCAGGCUCAGUUGUGAAACAAACAAUUUUUUAUGACAAAAAUGGUAAACCUUUUUACUCAGGAGUUUUCAAAGUAAAAUACAUUGCAGAAAAUAGCAACCUAGAUAUAUGCAUGGCUGACCGUGCAGCCGGUGCAGUGGUAGUUGUUAGUCAGGCUGGGAAACUCCGAUUCCGUUACACCGGUCAUCCAUCUAAGGAGAAUCCGUUUAUUCCUCGUGGCAUCACAACAAACAGUCAGAGUCAGAUAUUGGUAGCAGAUUGUGGCAAUCUCUGUAUCCACAUUCUGGGUCAGGAUGGCCAGUUCUUGCGUUUUAUUAAUGACAUAAUUAAUGAACCUUGUGGACUGUCUGUUGACACACUUGAUAACUUAUUCGUCGCCGAGUUCAAAACUGGAGAUGUUAAGGUCAUCAAAUAUCUUAAGUGAACGAUCAUGUGUUAAA